CUCCCUCUCAGUCUAGCUUAGUAUAAAUAUGGGGGAUUGGAUUUCUUUGCAAUUCCCAUCUCUCUUCAUAUAAAAAUAAAAAAAUGGUGUCUGCUGCUCUUACAUUUGGUUACUUGAUUUUCAUUUGCGUUGUGGUUGUCGUGCCUGCCCCAUGUUACUCUCAAGACGCUUUUACAUGCUCAAGAGCUACCAAUUAUGGUAGCCCAUAUUGCCAAGCAACUUCAACGGGAGUAUGCGGGUUUGGUGAAUAUGGAAGGACGGUGAAUUAUGGAAAUGUGGCUGGGGUUUCAAGGCUUUUCAGGAAUGGAAGUGGGUGUGGUGCAUGUUAUCAGGUUAGGUGCAAGGCACCCCAUUUAUGCAGCGAUGAUGGGGUAGAUGUGGUUGUGACCGACUACGGUGAGGGAGACCACACGGACUUUAUAAUGAGCCCGAGUGCCUACGCAAGGAUGGCAUGUGAUGCGGCGGCCUCGCAUGAAUUAUUCGCUUAUGGCGUGGUGGACGUAGAAUUCCGUAGAGUCCCAUGCUCAGGAGGAGGUUAUGGCAUUCUCAUCAAGAUCCAUGAGCACAGCAAAUAUCCCGACUACUUGGCCAUAGCCAUUCUCUCUGUUGCUGGAAAAAACGAUGUCUUAGCUGUUGACAUCUGGGAGGAGGAUUGCAAGGAAUGGAUAGGCAUGAGAAGGGCAUUUGGUGCUGUGUUUGACACCACCACCACACCAAGGACUACUUCCAUCAGCCUCAGGUUCCAAGUGAGUGGGAGUGCAGGGCUGACAUGGGUGGAGGCACCCAAUGCCAUCCCACCUGAUUGGAAGCUUGGGACUGCUUAUCAAUCCAACAUUGACUUCAAUUGAACUACUUACUACUCUCUCUUUCUAGCUAGGAGUGCCUAGAUAGUGGGAAAUAAGAACUCUGUAUUUUUCUUCCAUGUGAUGUGAUUGUGAGUAUAUGUGUCAUGUAUGAAUAAAAACAUAUAGUAGUAGUCCUUGUCAUUGGACUUCCUGGAUUUGCAGCACUUAUCUAGCAAGUUUGAUCUUGUACUUCCAA
Messenger RNA from Tripterygium wilfordii, 1041 nucleotides. RefSeq names its product expansin-like B1. The record is from RefSeq and is a predicted model, not a curated record. Bases 84 to 848 code for a protein of 254 amino acids. Gene Ontology annotation, cellular component: extracellular region. The transcript is spliced from 3 exons. Lineage: Eukaryota; Viridiplantae; Streptophyta; Magnoliopsida; Celastrales; Celastraceae. Gene Ontology annotation, biological process: sexual reproduction.